AUGGCUAAGGUCACGACUGACAAGAAGACCAAGCAGACCAAAGCCUCACCAACUCCAGACGCUAUGCCUCGCACUGCUGCUACCAAGACUAAGAAGGCCGCCGCUGGUGGUGGCAAGAAGAAGAAGGAUCCCAACGCCCCCAAGCGUGGCCUGUCCGCCUACAUGUUCUUCGCGAACGAACAGCGUGAGACUGUCCGUGAAGAGAACCCAGGCAUCUCCUUCGGCCAAGUUGGCAAAGUCCUAGGUGACAAGUGGAAGGCUUUGUCCGAGAAGGGUCGUGAGCCAUAUGAGAAGAAGGCGGCCGCGGACAAGAAGCGCUACGAAGACGAGAAGGCCAAGUAUAAUGCACAAGGCUCUGAUGACGACGAAGAGUAA
Molecule: messenger RNA, 375 nt
Organism: Cyphellophora attinorum
Lineage: Eukaryota; Fungi; Ascomycota; Eurotiomycetes; Chaetothyriales; Cyphellophoraceae
Product: Non-histone chromosomal protein 6
Exons: 4
Coding region: 1-375 (124 amino acids)
Source: RefSeq, a predicted model, not a curated record